AGGAACCCUAAACUCUCGUGCCCUUUCUUUGGUGUUUAGAAUCAUCGUCUCCCAGUAGAGAAUCGUCUCCCUUACUCUUUCCGAGUGAGGACAGAACAUUUUUAGACUCGCUACUUCGAAAUAACUUCCAUCCACUUCUAAUCCUGUUUUCGCUUGUACCUAUCCUUGGUUCCGGGAGGAUAUUCGUUUACUACAUUUUUACUGCAUCGACACUUUCGACGAGAGGAUCAUGUCGUCUUUGUUUAGCACAGUUCUCGGCAAGAACGCGGACGUUCACCUGAGGAAUGGGCGGUGGUGCCAGUUUUUGGGUUUGUACAUCCUGGUCGUUAUCAUGAUCAUCUCGAUGGUCGUGAUGUACACAAGCAGCGGUGCAAGUGAAGCUAGCAAACAGCUCGCUAACUCUUACGAGUGCCCUGCAGUACGGCCGGAGGGGUCUGAUUACGGGUCGUUGUGCUUUGACACAGACGCGGCCGAAAUCGGACGCGGGCUGGACCAAGCAAUGCCGAUCAACAUGCUUGUAAUGGACCUGGCGUUUCGGACGUGGUUUGCGUUUCUGCUGCCCCUGUGGUUCGUGUUUACCGGGUUCGGGAAUCUGGUCUUCGAGGAAACGGGCACGAAAUUGUACGACGUGCAGGUGCUGUACGGGCUACCACGGGGCACGUACUGGCUCGCGAACGCGUUUUUUUUCGGUUUGAUUUAUGCUGUUCCGCUGUUGCUGGUUCACGUGCUGCGACUGAUCCUGUUCUACGGGACCACCGCUGGGCUCACGCGGUUGUACGCCUGGCCCGAAGUGCUUUCCCUGUUCUUUGCCCCACUGCCCGUGAUUGUUGCCGUGAUUUUUCUCAGCUCGACGCUGGCCGUCUCGAUCGAAAAAGAGACGGUGUACCGCCCGACGGUUCACCUGGUGGGAUUUCUCAACGGUGCCGUGUGUGUCGGUCUGUACGUGACUGGCGAGCUCUACCUUCCAAACCGGGGCGCGUCCUUCUUGGCCACGGCGUUCGCACAGGACAUGAAAAACUUCAGUCUCGAGGCAAUAAACAUAGUAGGCACCAAAGAAUAUAGUGCCGCGGCGACGGAAAAGCUCGAGGAGAUGAUCGUGGCUAAGGAUCCCGGACUCGUAAGCACGUGCCCGAACACGUUCCUGGGACUGCCACUGGCGCUGAACAUGCUCGCGGGCGUGGUUUGUCCCGGCUUCAGCUACGUGCGCAUCAUGGAACGCGGCGCGCAGCUGCUCCGCGUUUUGCAAGACAUGCGGCACCGGGGGACGUCGCCAGGUUGGAGCAGCCAGUUACAACAUGAAACGCCAGCGUCGGCCGCGGCAGCCAAAGCGGUUGCCGACGAGGGCAGCGGGUUGCUGAACUGGCAGCUUCCCCAGGGGCGGCCGUUUUGGAAUUCGUUUUUGAUGCCGCACUCGCUUUACUACUGCGCGCGGGACCCCAGCAAUCCGCACCCGCCCGUAGAUGCGCUGAUUGGUCCGGAUGAGAGCCCGAUCUGGAUUUCGACGCGUUUGGGAGCCGGGGCGGAGGGGAGCAAGGUGGUGUCCUUUGAGCGGCCCGAACUGAUUCAGCAGUACGCCGACAAUGCCGGGGCCGCGGACCUCGGGGCCAACAAUGGCGCGUACGUGCUGUUCGUGAUCUGUGACCACUUGACGCUCCUACUGAACGCCCUGUUCUGGUAUGGGGUUCUGCGGUACCGCCUCUGGUGCAAGGACCAGGCGGAGCAAGGAGACACGGCGGUGACGAAUGCGGGGGCGGCGAACACGCCGGCGGGAGUUGUUCUUGCGCACCAGCAGCAGCCGCUCCUGCCGCAGAACAACCAAGCUUUUCCCGGAGGGGUCGGCGCGGACGACGUGCUCCGGAUUGACGACCUCACGAAGAGUUUCGGCGGGAAGCUCGCGAACAACCACGUGAGCUUCAGCGUGCAUCGCGGCGAAAUUUUCUGUCUGCUCGGCCACAACGGGGCGGGGAAGACGACCCUGGUGGGGCAAAUCACCGGGUUGCUGCAGCGCACGAGCGGCAACAUCUUCAUCGACGGGGUCAGCGUCGCGGACCAGCCCGAGGCGGCUCGCCACAAGGUGACGCUGUGUCCCCAGCACAAUGCGAUGUGGGACGCUUUCACCUGUCGGCAGCACAUCGUCUAUUUUGCGCACCUGCGCGGCAUCCCGGAGGCCGAAAUCGCGGAAAGCUUGAACCGCUACGCCUGGGAGCUGGGCAUCUACGAGAAGCUCGACACGCUGUGCGAGAAGCUGUCGGGGGGCCAGAAGCGGCGCAUGUGGGUUUUGUGCUCCCUGCUGGGCAAGGAGGUGCCGCUGAUUUUGAUGGACGAACCGACCAGCGGGAUGGAUCCGCAGACGCGCCGCGACUUCUGGCUGUUGCUCAAGAAGCUGGUAUCCGAGGAGCGGAAGACGGUGGUUUUCUCGACGCACUACCUCGAGGAGGCGGACUUGCUGGCCGAGCGGAAGGUGAUUCUGGCGGCUGGGCGGGUGCGCGCGCUCGGUAGCAGCGUGGAGCUGAAGCACCAGUUUGGCCUGGGCUUCUGGGUCCAAGCCAGCGUGACCAAGGGCGCGGUGUCCGAGCAGGAGGCGCAGCGCAUUCUGGAGCAGGACGUGCGGCGGGCCGUCGCGGCCGUUGUGUUUGCGGCCCCGACGGCGCGACCGGAGGACGUGCAGGUGAAGGCCAGCCGCGUCAGCGCCUACUUCCGGGCCUACCUGGUGCCGUGGGCUGCGGUGGUGCGCAUUCCAGCACUGUUGGACGCCCUGGAGGCGCAGUUCCCCGCGUUGUCGGUUACCGUGGAGCAGACGACGAUGGAGGAGGUGUUUCAGAUUGUUGGGGAACAGGCAGAGGACGAGGAGCACGCGGCGGACUCGGCGUUGGACCCCGCAGCCAAGCGGGCCCAGCAGGAGCGAGACCGCGCACUGAGUCGUCAGCCCUUGCGUGCGCGGGUCCUUACCUUUGGCAACCAGGCGAGCAGCGUCUUCAAGUUCCGCUUCCUCGCGGAAACGCUUCCGAGCUACGGGUCCCACGUCUUCCCGCUCCUCGUGCUCGCCACCCUCUGGUUUUUCGCCUUCCACUUCAAGGUCACUGAGUCGGAUCCAUAUGCACAGGACGGGGGCUCGCUGAGCCUCGGGCAGGACGGGCUAACGAAACUGAUUUUCUCGGGUUCGACUCCCGGGCCCGGGAGUCUUUUUUUCUUCUUUCUCAUCGCGCAGGCGUUCGGGCCCUUGCAGUCACGGUCGUUCUUGCAGUACCAGAAGGAGCGCGACGAGGGAAUCCUGCAGCAUCUGACGCAUCACGGAUGUCAGCGCGGUGCGUACCACUUCGGGUCCAUCUCUGCCUACCUGCUCUUCCCGUACCUGCCCUACUGGAUUCUUUUUCUGCUCGCCUUCCUCUUUGCCGGCGGCUCCUGGUGGUUCGCGAGCGGAGGGUUCUCGGUUGCCUUUGUUUUCCUCGUGUGGCUACCCGGGCUUCUGCUUUCGGUGCUGGUCCCGGUCACGCUGGGGCUGUUCAUGGGGUCAAGGAUGCACACCGGCGUGGUGUGUCUGGCCUUCGCAAUGUUGAUUGUGCUGGAAGGGUGGGAGGCGGGCGUCACGCCGCAUCGGUUUGAAGCUCUGGAUCCCGCAAAGUCAACCUUGAAGGAACACCCACCAUCCUGCCUUGAGGCUUUCUGGGACUUGCAGGAAGGAUCCCAGGACCUGCCGUCGUCGCCGGCUCUGAAGGGGUUCGGCCGGCUGGCAUCGUUUGCGUUUCCGCAUCUCGCACUGGAAAACUCGUUCCGCAUUUUGUUGCAACUGCGAACCGCGUUGCACCUCGCGCCUCUCGCGAGCCACGCCGGAUCCGGCUCUCCGAGUACGCAAUGCCUGACAAUGUAUUUCUCGCGGAACUGGGACCAGAUGUCGGCGGAGUCGGAGGGCCCCGGUUUUGUGGAGAGUGCCUGGGCAGCAGUUACUAAUCAGGACGUAGAGAGUACAACUCCGGCUCAAGAAUUUAUGAAGCAACUCUACGACACGUGUGGGUUCUCCUCAUUCCUGGAGACCAGCCCAACGUCGUUCGUGCAAACUCUCCAACGUGGCCAUGGCGCCCAAAACGCCGAUCGGGGACUGCUCACAGACAGUGCAACAACUAACGCAACUGCAAACUCAAAGGAAGCAGUUGUGGAUUAUCAUGAAGCGCCACCCCCCUCCGGGGUCGUGACUUUCAAGACCCUCAACCCGGAUGAAGAUACGGCAUCGUCGGCCGAGGUCGGCGGGGGAGCAGAGCCGGAGCAGGGAGACCAGUUGUCGUCGUCGGGCGAGACAACUUCUACGACUUCCGGCACCGAAGAGAGCGUGCAGCACUUUGGCACAGCCGCGUACUAUUUCGUGGGGUCGGUCCCGGAGGGCAGCCCGCUGGCGGUGAUGUGGGGUGCCGGAGUCGGAGGAAAAUGCAGCGCUGUGUGGUCCCCCGGCUCGGCCGCCUUCGGGGGCGUGUGGCUGCCGGUGUACGUGCUCUCCUUCUGGGUCCUGCUGUUCUUCCUCCUCGAGAAGUGCCUGGCGCACCGGCGCGUAACGGCGGCGGGCGCCGCAAGGGAGGAGCUGCCGCGGCCGGAGCCGCUGCAGGACGCCGAUGUGGCGGCCGAGGAGGCGCGGUGGCCGCGGGACCGGGACGCCGUGGACGUACAGGGUGUGUACAAGAAGUUCGUGAACCCCGACGGAAAGCCGCACUGGGCCAGCAAGGGCGUCACGCUGGGGAUCCAGCCCGGCGAGUGUUUUGGCCUCCUCGGGCCGAACGGCGCGGGGAAAACGACGUUGUUCAACAUGAUGAGCGGGAACGACGAGACCGGCCCGCCGAACCUGGGCAGCAUCCACUGGUUGGGCAAGAACACGGCGGACGACGGCUUCGAGCUCGCGCGGCAGCACAUGGGGCUGGCGCCGCAGUUCGACAAACUUUGGCCCGACGUGUCGGGCCGCCUCCACCUUCGCAUCUACGCGCAGGUCGCCGGGCUCUACGCGGAGGAGACGGCGGACCACGUAGUUGAGGCAGGACCGCCAGGCGGUGCACCGCUCAAUAGGCCGUCGCCCUUGGACGUGGAAGCGGGUGGAGCCGCGCGCGCUCGGCAGAGAAGCGACGCAGGGGAGGAGCGGAUCUCGCGGUUCCUGCGGGAGGUGGGCCUGUCGGAGAAAGACGCGGACCGCCCGACCAAGGAGUACAGCGGCGGCAUGAAGCGAAAGUUGUCGGUCGCGCUGACCAUGAUCACGGACCCCCCGAUCGUGUUUCUGGAUGAGAUGUCGGCGGGCGUGGACAUCAGCGCGCAGCGCACGCUGUGGGACAAGCUGAUCAACCGCCCGACCGGACAGACCAUCGUGACCAUCUCCCACUCCAUGAGCGAGAUCGACGCUACCGCGGACCGCAUCGGCAUUUUGGUCGCGGGCCGGCUCAAGUGCCUGGGGGACUCGCUGCGGUUGAAGCAGGUGUACGGCAACGGCUACCACCUGGAGGUGGUGCUGAACCUGGGCAAGCAGACCCGGAAGUCCCGCAGCCACGUGCUCACGCAGGAGUGCGUGGCGCCGCGCGCCUCGCUGGCCGACGCGCAGCGUGCAAUCGCCGGUGGGGACGGAGGCAAGCAGGCGCGGCCGGAGGGCGAAGUCUCGGAUACGGACUUUACAGAGGACGAGUUUCUGCAAAUGGAGGACGGUGGUCUUUCCGGAGACGUAGUCCUCGCAGGCGCGAAUAUUCUUUCCGAGAAGGGACAACUCCAGCGCGGCCCGGAGGGCGAGGGGAGUCCACGCAGUACUAAAAAUGCAGCUGGGCCUAUUAAGAAGAAGAAGAGUAAGUCCACCAUCCUCGACAACACGGCCGCGAUGCCGCAGCAGCGGUUUUCGCAGCAGUUUCGGCGGUCUGUCGACGAGAAGAUCGCGUCGCCCGUGGCGGGAAAGGACGAGCUUUCCGUGGAGACGGUGGAGAUGUUUUUGGUGGAUUCCCUGAUGUCCUACAACAUCGGAAUUCCCCGGGGGGAGAUCCACGUACUGGAAAAGACCCCGAUCUCCUCUGCCCGCGUGCGGCUGUGUCUGGGGUUGGGCGUGCACGUGGACCGCGCGGGUGCUGCGGCGAAGGGCGGGCAGGGUAAUAAAUCGUCGCUGCGCCUGUCCUCGGUGUUCAAGUGGUGCGUGCAGGACCCGCUGAAAAUCAUCGAGGACUUUGGGGUGGGCGAGCCGACGCUGGAGCAGGUGUUCCUGAAGUUCGCGAAGGAGCAGGAGCUGCACGACCAGGCGGCCGAAGGGGCCGCGAACGGGGGGUUGGAUCCGUCGCACAAGGGCGCGGGGGGUCCUCCGGGCUUCGGCGGAAAGGGACUGCCGCCGGGAGGUGCGGUGGGAUUCGAUCCGAUGAAGGGCGGUUUUCCUGGUGGCGGAAAAGGAGGACCCUCACCACCCGGGAUGUUUCCGGUGAAAGGCGGUCCAGGCGGGAAAGGAAUGCCCCCAGGCUUCGAUCCACAGAUGAAAGGGGACCCGAGCGGAAAAGGAAAAGGCCUCCCACCGAUGGACAAGGGUGAUCCUAGCGGCAAAGGCCUUCCGCCGAUGAACAAGGGUGAUCUGAAAGGCGGCCUACCGCCGAUGGACAAGGGUGAUCUGAAAGGCCUCCCGCCGAUGAAUAAGGAUGAUCCCAGCGGAAAAAAAGGCCUCCCGCCGAUGAAUAAGGGUGAUCCCAGCGGAAAAGGUCUCCCACAGAAAAAGGGCGAUCCAGGCGGCAAAGCUGUCCCACCCGGCUUCUUUUGGUUCGAUGGUGAUCCGAACGGAAAGGGCCCACCACCAGGUUUCUACCCGAUUAACAAGGGCGGAAAGAAGUAGCGGCGUACUGCCGGCUGAAAAGGAUUUGUGAAAGAAAUAGCGAAGUGCUAAGCAGGUAUGUAGCCCUCGCUAGAGGUAAAAAAGCCAUAGUGAAGGAAUUGAAACCUUUCUGGCUGUAGUUCUAGAAACCAAAAAUUUUUUGCUAGUAAUAGCAAAACGCUUUCAUGUUAGAAAGUCUCUAGGACUUCUGCACGGUUUUGCAGGGGUUUUGGAUUUCUACUUUACAAUAUAGUCAUACUUCUUUGAUUUCGGAAAUUUAUCUUGCAUCAUGUUUCGAUUCCCAUUACCAAGGGAAGCUAUUUAGCCUACCCUGUAUUUCGAUUUCCUUGUUACCCACCGGACAACGGGGGAGCAUGAUGCUACCUAUCCCCGCCCAAAUAUAGUAUCUAUCCCCGAACAACGGGGGAGCACACAAAUGUUCGUUCCCCAUUCGCAGAGAGAAGUUAUCAAUGCAGCGUUGUUUUCUGAUAGAGGCGUCUCUACUCCGACG
Messenger RNA from Amoebophrya sp. A120, 7310 nucleotides. The record is from the annotation of a GenBank genome assembly. NCBI's taxonomy places the organism in Eukaryota, Dinophyceae, Syndiniales, Amoebophryaceae.